This is a messenger RNA of Mycena citricolor, 1284 nucleotides long. NCBI's taxonomy places the organism in Eukaryota, Fungi, Basidiomycota, Agaricomycetes, Agaricales, Mycenaceae. The record is from the annotation of a GenBank genome assembly.
AUGAGCUCACGCGACGAAAACCAGCCUCCGAGAACCUACGAUAACCUCGAUCGCGGGGAGAUAGUUGCUGAGAUUCGACAACGCGACCAAGCCCUCCAGGAGAUGGAGAUCCGGCUUAACACUGCCGAGAAACGUGCUCGUUUGAGCGAUGCAACCAAUACGUCUGAGCGGCAUGGCCGUGGUCGUCCUCGUGCAAGGUACAACAAGGACGAUGACAGCGCCGACGACAACGAGGAUCAUCUAAAUCUGGCGGGAAACGAGGCCGAAGAGAUGGAGGAGAUAUUUAGGCUUGCAGGUCACAAGUUAGUCCUCAUUUUCACAUUCUGGGCUUCGACCACCGUCAAGAAACUCCUGCGCUGUCGUCUCGACGACUCCUACGACGAGGCCAAGCGAUUCACCAACCCCGACAACAAGAUUCAAGGUGAAGCUCGUGACUUCCGUGAAGCCUUGGCUGUUGAAGGUCACAUGUACAUGACACAAGACUUCCUCAUCCAGAAAGCAUCUAAAGCUAUGGACCAUCAACGGUCCAACACGUCCACUCGCGUCCGAAAGGGCUCUCGGGCCUUGUUCAGCAUCCACCUUCCUGAUCGUGUCAAUGCUACCGACAUGACGGAUGCAACUAAACGCGAAAAGCUUUUCGACCUUAUUGGAGGAAGACGGGAAGACACUGGAUCCCCCGACCCUACUACGUCCCGCAUCAUCUUCAGCCACUUCGACGCUCCAGUUCUUCACAGCGAUGGGUCCUCGACGUUCAGCAUUGAUACCUUCCUUCUCAACGAGCUUCCCAUUCACAUUGCUGCAUGUGUCCUUUUUGGCCCUACAAAGGCUGAAGCGAUGGCAAAACAUGUCGGAUGUUCUGCUCGGGGAUUGAACAUGGCAGCCAUUCACUCCAUCCAUCACACGACUCCGGGUCUUGUUGCAAACAGCGCAAUGCUGACUCUCUGGGCGUUGUCUCGUGACGAGGAGCUGCGCAGCACUGGCGUCCAAACCGGGAUUGAGUACUCUAAGGUUGUCGAAGACUUCUUGUCGUAUCUCCUGAAAGGUCUUCGUCUCAAAACCCUCCCCGUUCUCAAUAUCUUCCACCAGUGGGAUGCCAUCCUCUUUCCGGAUACGGAACACAGCCUUGGGAACUCGGUUUCUGUGCCUUCUCUGGACGUUUCACGUGUCACUUCCGCUCUCGAUGCUCUGGAUUCCGCUCCUGUGCUGGACGAACCCGACAACAGCAGCUCUGGAGGUAGUGGUAGUGGAUCAGAGCCCGGAAAUGAAGGUAUUAGUAAUGAGUAA